UGGCCCCAGGCGGGGUGCUACAGAGGUUGGGGACGUUUCCUGUUCUGGGGAGCCUCGUCCCCGCCUCCAGCCUCCGCCCCCAGGGCGGGCCCUGACCCUGAGCUUCGCAGCACUUUCUGCUGAGACCUUCCGCGCGCUGAGGCCCAGGCUCCCUAACCCCUGCUUCAUCCAUCCUGGCAAUGGCCCUGUUGGUCACUGUGGUAUCCAGUUCCCGUGCCCGGCUCUUUGCUUGCAUUCCAAGACUGGGCUUUCAGCAGGCUGGACCCCUCCAGCUACACACAGGGGCAAGCUGCACUGCCAAGAACUACUAUGAGGUGCUGGUUCUGGGUGGGGGCAGUGGGGGGAUUACCAUGGCCUCCCGCAUGAAGAGUAAGGUGGGAGCAGAGAAUGUGGCCAUUGUUGAACCCAGUGAGAGACACUUUUACCAGCCAAUCUGGACACUAGUGGGUGCAGGUGCCAAACAGUUGUCCUCAUCUGGUCGUCCAACAGCAAGUGUGAUUCCAUCUGGUAUAGAGUGGAUCCAAGCUCGAGUGACGGAGCUGAGCCCAGAUAAGAACUGCAUCUAUAUUGACAAUGGCAAGCAGAUCUCCUACAAAUAUCUUAUCAUCGCUCUUGGAAUCCAGCUGGACUAUCAUAAGAUUAAGGGACUACCUGAAGGGUUUGAUUAUCCCAAAAUAGGGUCCAAUUAUUCAGUUAAGACGGUAGAAAAGACAUGGAAAGCUCUGCAGGACUUCAAAGAGGGAAAUGCCAUUUUUACCUUCCCAAACACUCCGGUGAAGUGUGCUGGAGCUCCACAGAAGAUCAUGUAUCUCUCAGAAGCCUACUUCAGGAAGACUGGAAAGAGAUCCAAGGCCAAUAUUAUUUUCAACACUUCUCUUGGAGCAAUUUUUGGGGUUAAGAAGUAUGCAGAUGCCUUGCAAGAGAUCAUCCAGGAGAGAAACCUCACUGUUAACUACAAGCAAAACCUCAUUGAAGUCAGAGCUGAUAAACAGGAAGCUGUUUUUGAGAAUCUCGACAAGCCUGGAGAGACUCAAGUGAUUUCAUAUGAAAUGCUUCAUGUCACGCCACCUAUGAGCUCACCGGAUGUCCUCAAAAUGAGUCCUGUGUCUGAUGCUGCUGGCUGGGUGGAUGUGGAUAAAGAAACUCUACAGCACAAGAAAUACCCAAAUGUGUUUGGGAUUGGGGACUGUACCAAUCUUCCCACAUCGAAGACUGCUGCUGCAGUAGCUGCCCAGUCUGGAAUACUUGAUAGAACAAUUUCUCUGAUUAUGAAGAAUCAAACGCCCAGGAAGAAGUAUGACGGCUACACUUCCUGUCCAUUGGUGACCAGCUAUAACCGUGUGAUCCUUGCGGAGUUUGACUACAAAGGUCAGCCUUUAGAAACCUUCCCCUUCAAUCAAGGCAAGGAACGACUUUCCAUGUACUUCAUGAAAGCUGACCUGAUGCCUUUCCUGUACUGGAAUGUGAUGCUAAGGGGCUACUGGGGAGGACCAGCCUUUCUGCGGAAGUUGUUUCAUCUGGGUAUGAGUUAAAGGAGGGGGUCCUUGCUCUCCAUGGAUGACUUCUGGAUCAAAACCACAGUUACUGAUUAAGAAGGAUAUGAAAGCCUCAGAACCUCAUGCUACAAAGAAGUUUCUCCAGAUACGGUGGUAAAUGUUUUACUACCUUGAAUAGCUACCAUGUGGACAAUCCAGGAUAGGCUUAAUUCUUUGGAAAUAUCCAAAUGAAACAGUAGACUUCUAUUCUCUAAAUAAAAGUUUGUGAUUGAUCUCUGUGAUGAAAUAAAUUCCAUGUUGAGUAGUAGGAAUGGAAUGUUGUAGCCCUUGGUACCAAAGACUGGUGAUGGUAGAAUAGUUUACUCAUUAUCUUCUAUGAAUUCAACUUAGAGCUGGCAUAAUUUUUCGGAGAUUAUUUGAGACAAAGAAAAGAAUCAUUCCAGGGAAGAUUUAUUUGUGGCAGCCCUAUGUUCUUCUGCUUAAAACUCCUGUUGCAGGACACAUCACAGAAAUCUGAAAGCCCAGUUGACUCCCUUUGGACUCCUCUGCUCUCUUUAUGCUAAAUCUAUGUUUAUUUUCCAGCCAGUGACUGACACUGUAGAGUACUAGUGUCCACACAUUCCUGGGGACAUGAGACUACACUCUUUGGUAGUUUUAACUCUGGGAAUCCCAGGCUGAAACAGGCAUUUCUACCCUAUUCUUACUCCUUCUUCUCUUCAUUAUGGGCUCUAUUUGCAUUGUGGCUGAAGGCCAGCCCUACCUUCUAUUCCUUCUCUUAUCUUUCAAGGCAUUUCCCUCACUAAAUCACUUGUUAACCUAUUUCUUUCCUUGCACCUGUUUCUCAGAGAGUUUACCCACCAUAAUGUUGGGUUUGAAAAAUCCCAAUAGUUGUGGCAAGCAUUGGCUCAGUUCUGUCCCAGCUUUGGCCCACACUUACUGGAAACAUUGCAAGAAGCAGUUCCCAGUUAUUUGUAGUUCAGCAGUGGUUUCAAAAUAAUUUUCUUCCAAUAAGUUGAUUGUAGAAAUGUAGUGUUAGUCAGCCUAGCAUUUUAAAGCCAUGCACAUUUCAUGUUUAUAAAUGCCUUAGAUUUUUUAUAACACUUUAGAAUUCAAACCCUCUUAUGUGUUACUAAAUUUCUCUGGGUUCCUGGAGUUCUCUGAUGGCUUUAGAGACUCUCUUCAGACAUUUAUUCAUUCAACAAGUAUUUACUUGCCAAGUUCUGUUUUCAGCCCUGGAAUGCAGUCAUGAACCAUGCAGACAAGGCCUCUGUCCACACCUUCCUACCCUCUUGACAAUUUACUCUUCUUUUUGAGGAAUCCCAAGGGGCUUGCUGAGUGAGGCUUGGGAGGAGACUUUCUUCAGUACACAUAUCCUAGGGGAGAUCAAGAUACCACCCUAAAAGCAGGCCCUAACCUGGUGGUAAGGAUGAGAUACUUUCUCAGAGUGACCACAUAUUGAUUUUCCAGUGACAUUCUUUUUUAACACCUGAUGUCUUGGUCCAGCUAUCAGUAGCAACCCUUCUCACUCUUCAAAAUGUCCCUGUUUGGACAAUAGCCUAUGACCACUCCAGUGGUGACACUCCCUUACUGUGUUCCCAGAAUGAGGAAGCAGUGCUACUAGUGGUGCUCCUGUUGGGCUGGCCACUUGCUUUGCCCUCACAUGGUGCUCAUCAAACAAGAGGGGAGGGAAUAUUCUGCCAUGCUCUGAGUUUCAGACAAAGAAACCCUGUAGCCUUUCGGAAUUCCCUGGUUUCCUCUUAGUGAACUACUCUCUCACCAAUUGGGAGUUCACCCUAGAUGAUCCUCCUCUUCAGGGUCCAGGAAGACUUGGAAAUAAUCCAGAAAGGACUCUCCUUGGAUAUGAGAAAUUCUAGAAAUUUUGGCUUCUGAAUUUUUAGAGAAUGGGGUAUGACUCUUGUAAGUUGCUGAGACUCUGGGUAGAGUAAAUUUGAAAUCAUUUGCAGUUAACCCAGUCUUCUUGGGUUUGCUUUUGAUAAUGCAUAUGCAUAAAAUGAAGCAUCCUGGAAUUGCUUCACAGAUCACAUUAUGUUGAGCAGAACUUCUUGCCACAGCUGGAGAACACUGACUAUUGUUCAGUAUUCUUGUCUCCAGCUUCCACUUCUCUGGGCUAGAGAAGGUAAAAAUUAUGUUAAAUUCCAGAUGCACUUAACCUUUGAAACCUCACCUUAUCCAAAAGUGUGAGGGUGACCAAGGGAAAGGAUGUGAGAUUACCUGUAAGUUAGUAGCAGGCAGCAGGAAGAGGAGGCAAGACCUGGCUUGGAGUAAGGGCAGUCUUCAAGGACAGAGCCUCCAGGUGGUGUUGAAUCAUAAGUUCUUUCUAGUAGAGGUGACCAUACUUGGGCACAUGCCUUCAUGGUACAGAAGUGACACAGGGCUGCACCUGCCAACUUGGGGAACCCCCUUAAAUCUUUCACCCCUUGUUUCCAGAGCUUUUUACAUCUCACUUUCUGCUUUGGCCUCAGCCCUAGGUAAGUUGUGGGUGUAAUAACAGAGCUGAAGUCACAGUUUAGUGAGCACUGGGGUACAAGGAGGGUAUCUAGACUUAAGUCAUCAGAGGAUGUCCAGGGCUUGAGAUUUAGUGGACGUUUUUGUUAUUAACACUUAAAUUUUCUCUCAUACUUAAGUUUUGUACAAAAUAUAAAAAAAUAGAGAUAAGACGAAUAAAAGUGACCACCAUAGCCAAUAUCAAAUAAUGAAAAGGUAACAGGUUUAUGUCUUUUUAAGCCUACUAUUUCAUACAAAGUUCUUGAGCAAAAAGUAGGAUCAUAUUGUAAAUACUGUUUUAUGGCCUGUGAUUUAUACUCAAAUGCAUUGAGGGCCACAUGUUGGUUGUACAGAAGAAGCAGUCAUGCAAGGAACAAAGGGCAUGUGUAGUGGCUGGGAAAAUUGCUAAUUUAUGAACCAAAUGAAUGUUUGCCAUGUACCUAGAACAUUUGUAGAGUGGGCACUGGGUAUUUUUCUCACAUAAUCCUUACAGUGCUGUGAAUUAAAUUAUUAAAGAUAUGGAAUGUUCUUCUUCAGGAAGGUGGCUUUUGUUAUACAGCAUUGGUUAUCUGAUUAAAAAUGCAUUGAGUAA
Jaculus jaculus (lesser Egyptian jerboa) is the source of this 4593-nucleotide messenger RNA. RefSeq names its product sulfide quinone oxidoreductase (gene Sqor). Gene Ontology annotation, cellular component: mitochondrion. The record is from RefSeq and is a predicted model, not a curated record. The coding region runs from base 180 to 1532 and encodes 450 amino acids. Gene Ontology annotation, molecular function: FAD binding; sulfide:quinone oxidoreductase activity. The transcript has 10 exons. NCBI's taxonomy places the organism in Eukaryota, Metazoa, Chordata, Mammalia, Rodentia, Dipodidae.